Messenger RNA from Scutellospora calospora, 125 nucleotides. The record is from the annotation of a GenBank genome assembly. NCBI's taxonomy places the organism in Eukaryota, Fungi, Glomeromycota, Glomeromycetes, Diversisporales, Gigasporaceae.
UAACUGAUGAUUUCAUUCUUGCUAGUUCAUAUAUUCAAUAUACUGAUUUACAAGUAUCACUAGUAAAUACUUUUAAUGAUCUUGAAGUAUUCUUCUCAACUAAUGUUUUUGCUGAACUUGACUAA